UUAUGAUUGGCUGUAGGGCAUAAGCCCGCCUCCAGGGUGACGUGUCUGCCUAUGGAUAUCAGUUGCCAGAGAAACCUGGCUUUACUAUGGCGGUUGGAGAGUCGGCAGUGAACACACGUCGUCGUCUCUCGGAAAGAACUGGAUCCUCGUUUCAGACUACCAUCAGAAAAACUAAGUUUGCUGUGUAGUGAGGAUCAGAUCUGAUCCUGAUUGCAGAACAGCCCUCAUUACAGAAUCUUGGAAGCAGCGGUUACUACUAGAACUGAAUUCUGAAAUUAUAACUUCUGACUUAUCCUAACACUCUAGAAAGGUUGUGUCUCUCACCUCAUCUCCACGACCAUCCCAGAAGAUCUAUAAAAUUCCAUCUGGGAAAACACUAGGAGUUCUUGGCAGGGAAAGAAGAGGAUUGUUGGUUGGAAUAAAAACAGGGUUGAAUGAGUUCCAGAAAGCAGGGUUCUCAAACCCGUGGACACCAAUCUGCCGAAGAAGACAAUUUCAAAAAACCAACUAGAAGCAAUAUGCAAAGAAGUAAAAUGAGAGGGUCCUCUGGAAAGAAGACAGCUGGUCCCCAGCAGAAGAAUCUGGAAGCAGCACUCCCAGGGAGAUGGGGGGGUCGCUCUGCUGAGAACCCCCCAUCAGGGUCGGUGAGGAAGACCAGAAGGAACAAACAGAAGACCCCUGGAAAUGGAGAUGGUGGCAGCACCAGCGAAGCACCCCAGCCACCUCGGAAGAAAAGGGCCCGGGCAGACCCCACAGUUGAAAGUGAGGAUGCUUUCAAGAAUAGAAUGGAAGUUAAGGUGAAGAUUCCUGAAGAAUUAAAACCAUGGCUUGUUGAGGACUGGGACUUAGUCACCAGGCAGAAGCAACUUUUCCAACUCCCAGCCAAGAAAAACGUGGAUACUAUUUUGGAAGAAUACGCCAACUGCAAAAGAUCGCAAGGCAAUGUUGACAACAAGGAGUAUGCAGUUAAUGAGGUGGUGGGAGGGAUAAAAGAGUAUUUCAACGUGAUGUUGGGCACCCAGCUGCUCUACAAAUUUGAGAGGCCCCAGUAUGCCGAAAUUCUCUUGGCUCACCCUGAUGCGCCGAUGUCUCAGGUUUAUGGGGCACCACACCUCCUGAGAUUAUUUGUAAGAAUUGGGGCAAUGUUGGCAUACACACCCCUUGAUGAGAAGAGCCUUGCAUUAUUGUUGGGCUAUUUGCAUGAUUUCCUGAAAUACCUGGCAAAAAAUGCUGCGUCCCUGUUCACUGCCAGCGAUUAUAAAGUGGCUUCUGCUGAGUACCACCGCAAAGCCCUGUGAGGGUCUACUGACCACUCGCUGUUACGUCUGGUAUCUGUAAACGCUCUUUUUGUUCUUAGUCUUUUUUCUUGUAUAAUUGAUACUCUUUAAAAUUGUUAAUGUAUAACAGGGCUUAUGUUUCAGUUUUCUGUUUUCUCCUAAACAGAAAAUAAAAGGAGUGUAAGCUCCUUUUCUCAUUUCAAAGUUGCUACCAGUGUAUGCAGUAAUUAGACAAAGAAGAAACAUUCAGUAGAACAUUUUAUUGCCUAGUUGACAACAUUGCUUGAAUGCUGGUGGUUCUAUCCCUUUGACACUACACAAUUUUCUAAUAUGUGUUAAUGCUACGUGAAAAAUGCCCUGAUUCCUAGUGCCAAAGGUUCAACUUAAUGUAUAUACCCGAAAACCCAUGCAAUUGUGCUUUUUUUUUUUUAUGGUGCUUGAAGUAAAACAGCCCAUCCUCUGCAAGUCCAUCUAUGUUGUUCCUUAGGCAUUCAUUCUAUCUUUGCUCAAGUUGUUGAAGGAUGGUGGUUUGUUUCAUGGUUUUUGUAUUUGAGUCUAAUGCACGUUCUAACAUGAUAGAGGCAAUGCAUUAUUGUGUAGCCAUGGUUUUCCGGAGAAGUUGAUAUUUUAGGAAUCGUAUUUCAGAUCUUAAAUAAAAUUUGUUUCUAAAUUUCAAAGCAA
Bubalus bubalis (water buffalo) is the source of this 1958-nucleotide messenger RNA. RefSeq names its product mortality factor 4 like 2 (gene MORF4L2). NCBI's taxonomy places the organism in Eukaryota, Metazoa, Chordata, Mammalia, Artiodactyla, Bovidae. Gene Ontology annotation, biological process: chromatin organization; regulation of DNA-templated transcription. Gene Ontology annotation, cellular component: NuA4 histone acetyltransferase complex; nucleus. The transcript has 5 exons. The record is from RefSeq and is a predicted model, not a curated record. Bases 435 to 1298 code for a protein of 287 amino acids.